This is a messenger RNA of Anopheles cruzii, 2364 nucleotides long. Its product is annotated as endothelin-converting enzyme homolog. The record is from RefSeq and is a predicted model, not a curated record. The transcript has 11 exons. Lineage: Eukaryota; Metazoa; Arthropoda; Insecta; Diptera; Culicidae. Gene Ontology annotation, biological process: protein processing. The coding region runs from base 1 to 2328 and encodes 775 amino acids. Gene Ontology annotation, molecular function: metalloendopeptidase activity. Gene Ontology annotation, cellular component: plasma membrane.
AUGACCGGCGAGCCCAUGACGACACGUGUAGCCGGUGCCGCCGGUGGUAUUGGUGGGCGCGCUCCACACCUGCAGCCACCGCACGCCAACCAUCCGCUGCAGGCGCUCCGGACGGACGACAUCGAGGUGCAGGUGCUGGAGCAGGGCAUUGAGCUACACACACACACGCGCGCGACGACUAUGCAAUCGUCGGCAACCGGAACCACCUCGCUGGGUGCGUCCUCCAGUUCGGCAGCGCUAACGGGGGCGGCGGCGGCUGGUGGAGGUCCCGGUGGUGGUCCUGGUGGGACAGCUGCCGGUGGCCGGAUGCCGGUCUCGCUGAAGAACCCGGUCGGGUGGGUGUGCUGUGCGCCCUGCAUCUGGCUCCGGAGCUCGUCGGCCGUGCACAAGAUGGCCAUCACGGCAGCCACCCUCCUGGUGACGUCACUGCUCGUGGCUUCUCCGAUUCUGUUCCUCAUCUCGGCUGCCCCGUCACAGUUGCCACGUGAUUGCUUCGCGGCCACGGACGAGGACGACUGCCACCCGACGCCCGCCCCACCGCCCGUCUGUGCCGAUCCGAUCUGUCGGGCGGCCGCCAUCAGCAUUGCUUCGCGCAUGAACUGGGACGUGGAGCCGUGCCGGGAGUUCAAGAACUACAGCUGCUCGUCGCCCGAGAGCAGCCUGCGGGUGGUGAAGAGUGCGCAGGAGAUCGCCGACAGCCAGCUGCAGCAGCUACUGUCGCUGAACACGACCAGUGGGAUUUUCCGCAAGUUGGGCCGCCUGUACGGAAGCUGCCUGCGCCAGGAGCUCAACGAUACGAGCAUCCGGCGGCGGCUGGACCAGCUCGGAGGCUAUCUGCAUAUCGGGUCGGUGGGACCACAGAGCAUAUCACCGCUGGUAGCGAAGAUCAGGUCGAUAGGACCGCUGCCGCUGAUCGGUAUCUACUACGACCUCAGCUACGGCCGCAACCCGCAAAUGCUGCUGAUCAUCGACGGACCAAACACUCCACCGAACAUACUCGAGAACCCCGUUCGGUGGAGAGGACCAAGGGCGCCGCCGUACGACGUGGACGAGGUGCCGGACUCGCUCGACGACCUAAUCAAUACCUUUCUGCCGUUGGGGCUGACCGCCGAGCAGCGCCAGUCGGAGCGGAAUCUUAUUUUUAGCUUCAUUCGUGAUCUUAAUCAGAUACGCCGCCAUUACGUCCAGAAAGACUUCACCAGCAGUUACGUGCUGAACAACGUGACCGCCCUCGUGAAUGCGCAUCCGUUCCUCGCCUGGCAGGAUCUGGUGCCGGCCAACUGGUCCGGUCCGAUCGUGAUCCGCAGCCCGGAGUAUCUGCGCCAGCUGCGGAAGCUGCUGCUGCAGCACCAGAACCGGGUCAUCCACAACGCGCUGCUGAUGCUGUUCGCCCUCAACACGCUGCCACCGGGCCGUCCGUCGCCGUUGGUGUGUACCCGCGCGACCAACUGGGCCCUGCCGGAGGUUACGUCGGCCCUGUUCGUGGCACAGUAUAGUGAGGACGUCAUCCGGCAUGCGAUUCAACGGACCGAGGCAAUGUUCGAAAACAUGAAGCAACAUCUGAAACGGGCGCCAUCGCUGCGAGGGGCAGCCCUGGUGCGGCUGUCCCAGCUGAAGGUCCAGGCCAAGGUCUGGCCAACGCUCUUCAAUCGGUCCGAGAUAGCGUCGGUGCUGGAUGAGAUCGAAAUCAGCUCGGACAAUUGGUUCGAGAACGUGCUCAAGAUCUACGAAAUCAACAACAAUCGCACGAAGGCGGUCAACUUUAGUGUGGAUUCGUCCCAGACAGCGUACGCCUACCCACAAAUCUCCAAGGUGUUCUACGACACGCUGUCCCACUCGAUCGUCGUGCCUAUCUCGGUGAUCCUGGUGCCGUACUUCAACCCCGUGCUUCCGCCGUACCUGCACUACGCGUCGCUGGGCACGACCCUGGCCAAGGAAAUCCUGCGGUCGAUCACGAAGGCGUUCGAGGCGAAGGUGAUGCAGUGUGUCCCGAGCGCGGUGACCGUCUUCUCGAACGCUUCGCGCAUGGAGCUGCUGAUCCACUCGGGCGGUCUGCAGAUCGCGUACCACACGCUGCUGUCGCUGUCCGGGCCAAUCAAGGGCAUGAACCGGCUGCCCGGGCUCAGCCUAACGCCGCCCCAGAUCUUCUUUCUCGUCUCGGCCCAGGAGCUGUGCGCCGCGUCCGAGUACGGCGGGAUCGACGUCAAUUCAAGUGAUUUCGAUGAAAUCCUAACCUGGCUCAUCUCCCAGGGCGGCAGUGCGGCCGAUGUCUUUCAGUGUCACCCCGCCACGAAGCUGAGCUACCAGAAGAACUGCGACAUCUGGUAGGUGGUCCGGAACCGGAACACAAAACGCGUCAUUCAC